CAAACAUACACACUCACAGACACACACACACACACAAACAUACACACACACAUGUCCCAGCAGUGCCACUAGACAAUUAAGAUAUUGGAAGUGGACAUGACCCCCAGCAUGGAGGCUCGAUCACGUCGCUCCGUGGGAGUUUCUCUGUAAGACCGUGUAUGUGCUUUGUCAAGAUCUGAUGAAUGGUAAUGCACUUCUUCAAAAGGAGAAAAAAAAUGGGGGUCUGUUGUGUUAGCCACCUCACAUCAGGGGUGGAAUAAUAAUGCUCUGCACAUAAGUUGCGUGACAAAUCCCUUUAAGGCUACUUCAAGAUUCUCCCCUCUGAUUGGUUGCGACUUAAAUGUAUGCGCAUCUUUAAACAAAGAGGUGAUGGCGGUUUGAGUUUAGACGGGCCAAGCGAGGGUGAUGGCUAGCUUUUGUGUAGUUAAAAUGGUCAGGUCUCAGGUCAGUUUAAGGGUUUGAUCUCUCAGUGGGUUUGAUUGAGAUGUGGUAUACCCAGAGUUGAUCCAAUAUCAGUUUCUCAACAGGACCCCUCGCCCCCAAGGCUGCCAAGUGCAUCGAGGGCAGCUUAUCCCAGCAUGCCGUUUUGCGCUCAUGCCUUUGGGCAUUUGGAUCCUGUGAGAUGACAGCUUGAGGUAUGUCAGUAGAUCUGAGUAUCAGAUCCCUACUUACUUGUCGUGUAGAUGUGGCUGAGAUGCUGCAAUUAAUUUACUUCUACAUGAUAAAAACAGUCCUUGUAACAAAACUUUCUCAAGGUAAUUGGCCACAUAUCAACAACUAUAUAAAAAUAAACCUACAAUAUGUUAACAUAAACCACAUAAAAAGUAAUUUCUAAGUCUUCAGAGCAUUUCCACAUAAUAUAAAAUUCUUUCAAGAACCACUAUGCGUUGACUUGAUUCGAUUUCCUGAAGGAAAUAUAUACAUACGCACCUGUCCGGUGGAGGGCGCUUUUCCCCCCCGAUACACGCUAGAUGCAGAUAAAUAAAUCACUCAGCCAAUAGGCUUUCGUCAUUGACUGCUUUGUUAAAGCAUUCAGCUCCAUGGGAAACCAUGAUUUCUAAGUGUAAUCUUGGCAGUCGCUUCCCGUGUAAUGUCGAGGUCGUUUUUUACUUUAUUUGUACGUCUGCCAUAACCUCUGACCUCCCCCACGCCUCCACACAUCCAGUCACAGCCCCGUCUUUUGUCCCUCGUACGCCCGUGAAAUCCUGAAGGCACCGGCGCCUGUGAUCGCGUUGUUCUCGCACGGAUUACAGACAGACAGAUGGACACCGGGUCCUGUCUUAACCAAAUCCUCUCUCACAGGAUAAAACACAUCUCAAGAGAUUCCUGUCUCUCAUCUCAUUCCUGUCUCUUACCCCCUCGAUUUUGUUUAUAACGUUACUCAUUUAAUUCGUCACGUCAGUCUCCCCAAAAAAUAUCAAACCACACAAUCAAAUCAACAAAAUGAAGGGCUGAAUUUUGACGCAUAAAUGAUUUAUCAAUAUAAACUAGAUUUUAAAAUAUCCUAAACUACACACUCUUGUAGUGUCUGCUGAACAAUAUACUACUAUGUGUGAUCAAUAAUAAGCAACAUUCUGUCUUUUGUUAUUAAUUGAAUAGUGUGCUACUACAGUUGUGUUGGAAUAAUAUUAUAAUAAGCUCCAUAAUCAAGCUGUGCAUGACGUGUCUUACCUGUUGUUCGUAGGCGUCGUUCCAAGCGGGCGGGGCGAGACUUGACAGCAAAAUCGGUUACAGAGACCCUCUGUGAAGCUUUAUACAGAGCUUGCCUGGAUAUCCGAUACUAAUACGCGCUGUUUGUAGUCUUCAUUUCGCCGUGAAAAUAUUACACUGUCGGCUGUGGACGGGUUCUUCUUGACUUGGCAAUUGCCGACUAACUGGACUCUAUUCCGGAAAUUUAAAUGGAACCAAAUGAAAUAGCCAAAACGGAGUGAGCGCUGUUGUGCGAUAUAGGAAAGGGCUGAAGCGAGGGAGCUUGCUCUGACAAGCGCGUUUAUUUAUUGCACUUAUUUUAAAACAUCCCGCAACUUUGACUUUGUUUUGAUAUUCAAAUGUUAUAGUGGCUUCUGCCAUUCAUUUGUAUCAAUAAUUGCACUUUUACGCCUUAUGCUGUAGGCGAAGCUACUGCUUCUUAUGCAGAAGCGACCAACUGAACAAGGCAGCUUUUGGCUUACAUUUGGUGUCAUUCCUUUGCUUUCUCACAAUUUUGUGUUUUUUUAUAUCUUUAGUGUAACCUAACAUAAUUGAAGCACUGUGACGGGUGAACCGUGCGCCAGGACAUAAUCUAAAAUAAGCUUUAGCAAUAGCACAUUUGAAUUGAACUUACCGACCGGGAGAAGAAUGGUUCGCAGCUGAGACCGAUCACUGGACGGUAACCCCGGACCAAUACGUUGUGUUGUUUGGAUCUUCGGAACAUGAAGAAGACGGCUGCCUGUCUCGUCGCUGGGCUAUUGCUGCUGUGCUUUCUCCUGUGCUCCCGGGCAGCUACACUGAACGGCUAUGGAGUCAAGUCACGUGACGUCCUGGGUCCGCGGCAGUUCGGCGGCGUGUCCAACUUCAGCACCUUCCUCCUGGACCACUCCACGGGGACGCUGUACCUGGGCGCACAAGACGCCAUUCUGGCCGUGAACACCACCAACCUAUCCCAGCAGCCCCUCAAGAUUCUAUGGGAUGUUCCGGAGGACAAAAGAAAGUCAUGUGUGGGCAAAGGGAAGACUGAGGCUGACUGCAGGAACUACAUCCGCCUGCUGCAGUUUCUAGGAGAUGGUCGGAUUUAUGCCUGUGGGACGUAUGCCUUUGAUCCCCAGUGUGCUUUCCUGAACAUGUCGAGCUUCUCCCUAGAGGCAGCCGAGGAGGGUGGCGUGCAGAUGGAGACCGGGAAAGGAAAAUGCCCCUUUGAGCCCAGCCAGCAUUACACAGCAGUCAUGGCAGGAGGGAUCUUGUACACGGCUGCCACUAGUAACUUCCUGGGCACGCUCUUCGAUAUCUCCAGGGUAACGGGCAUUGAGCAAGAGCGCAUCCGAACAGAGCGAUCCAUCAACUGGCUUAGCGACCCAGAAUUUGUCAGCUCAGCCUUCAUCGAGGAAGACAAGGCCAACAACCCAACUGGAGAAGACGACAAAAUCUACUUCUUCUUCACGGAGGUGGCAAAGGAGUACGACCUGUAUACAAAGGUCAAGGUGCCGAGGGUCGCCCGGGUCUGCAAGUCGGAUGUGGGCGGCAUGAAGACGCUGCAGCGGCGCUGGACCACGUUCCUGAAGGCCCAGCUGGUGUGUGAGGACCGGGCCAGCGGCCAGCGCUUCAGCGUGCUCACCGACGUCUUCACCAAGCAGCACCGGCCCGGCGACCCCAGCAGCACGCAUUUCUACGGCAUCUUCACCUCCCAGUGGGACAGGGUGGAGCAGUCUGCCGUGUGUGUGUACAGUCUGGCUGACAUCAGUAAGGUGAUGGACGGCCCCUUUAAGGAACUGAAGAAGACCUGCGAGAACUGGAACAACCCUGAGCCCGUGCCCACCCCACGACCAGGACAGUGUCUUAACCACGCUCUGAAGGCCGAGGGUUUUGACUCCUCUCUAAAGUUGCCUGAUAAGGUGCUAACGUUCACGCGCGAUCACCCCCUGAUGGAGAACAGUGUGGUUUCAGCGCCCCUGCUGGUCAGAAGGGGGAUAACAUACACCAAGCUGGCCGUCACCCUCUCGUCCGUCAACGAUGAUGACAAACGCACUGCUGUCGUGUUGCACCUGGGCACAGAUCGUGGGGAGCUGCACAGGGUUGCAGUAGUUGGUCAGAAUGCAACACUGCUACAAGAAAUCCCUUUGUUUUCCUCUCCCUUUGAGCCAAUCAACAACAUCCUUUUAUACAAGGAUGUGGCGCUAGUGGGCUCCCCCUCCUCUCUGGUGCGGCAGGCGGCCAAGGGGUGCGCCCUGUACCCCAGCUGUGAGGUGUGCGCCCGCGCCCGGGGCCUGGGCUGCGUCUGGAACCCCAAAGCAGGAGCCUGCGACGGGGUCGGCACCGAGCGCGGAAAUGGCGAGUUUGAAGACCCACUGAGCCAAUGUAACACUGGAGAAGGUCGUUGUUCUCCUGCGGUGACAGAGGUGCGUGUUCUGGAUGGCCUCCGCGUGCUUCUCCCCUGCGUCCAGGUCUCCCCGCGCCCCUGCUUCUGGCAGCACCGCUCCCACCGCCUGACGCGCCAGCGCCUGUCCGACCUGGAGGUGCACGUGACGCGCGACACGGUGGGCAAGUACGUGUGCCUGUGCGAGGAGGGCGGGCGCGAGCAACCCCCCUGUCGGCGCGCCGAGUACCACCUCACCCUGGCGGACCCCACCGCGGGGGGCAACGUGGCCCUGGCCGGUGGCGGCCGCCACUUCGUGGCGUGGUACGUGCUGCUGUUCGUCCUGGGCAUGAUGGCGGGCGCCGCGGGCAUCUUCUGCCUGCUGCUGCGCCACCGCCGGGCCGGCGGGGGCAAAGGCGCGGGCCUCAGCUCCUCCAUCUCGGAGAAGACGCACGACCUGCUGCCGUCGUCAGACACGCCCCAGUCCCCCAGCAGCGCCAGCCUGAUGUCGGAAGCAGUGCCGCUCACCAAGCGCAACGGCACCCUCAACGGCCACGGAGGAGGAGGCGGCGGUGGCCGCAACACCGGGCACAGCGACCACGGGCACAACGGCCCGCACAUCUACUGCAACAACAGCAGCAGCAGCGGUGAGGUCAAGCUGUCCGAGUCGGGCACCAAGCUGGCCCACCACCACGGGCUGGAUGGGCGCGAGAGGCCGGGGCCCGAGGGCGAGGAGGGCGAGGGCUUGUCGGAGGGGCUCUCGGAGAUGGGCGAGGGCCUGUCGGGCCUGGAUGAGGAGCUGGCUGGACUGCAGGCAUUCCGCGGAGCACCGCUGGCACAGUGUGAGGAGAGCUCCAUCUGAGAGAAAGAGAAUGAGUAAGACAGAGAGGGAGAGAGAGAGAGAGAGAGAGAGAGAGAGAGAGAGAGAGAGAGAGAGAUGGAUUGGGGUGAACAUGGCAGAGAGAAAGAAAAAGAUAUUGAGGGAUGGAGAGAUGAGUUGAUGACAGCCACAGCCUUGACUGCCACUCUGUCACUGUGAACAGGACACAGAGCCAUAAAACAAGAGCUGAUAGUGACAUGUGUACUGUGUGUGUGUACUGUGUGUGUGUCUGUGUGUGUGUACUGUGUGUGUGUACUGUGUGUGUGUCUGUGUGUGGGCCGUCUGUGUGCGGUUGGCGUAUGUUUUGUGUUUUUUUUUUUUUUGUGUGCAAACAUAUUCCACGUACCCACAAACCUGUAAACAUGUCAAGAUAUCCACACAGGAAACACACGUGUGUGUGUGUGUGUGUGUGUGUGUUUGCUGACUGUAUGUAAACCAUCCACACCGUUCCCAUUCCCUGCCUCUCUUUGUCCCUCUCAUUCCUGUAUGUGUGUGUGUGUGUUACACAUCUCACACUUGUGACUCUCUGUUAUACUGAGUGUGGUGCAAACGCACACACACACUCUACAUUCUCUCCUCCAUGUUAGAGGGCCAUGGAAAAGGGGGGAGACUCCUCUUUUAGUGGUUAUGAGUCGGCGUGCACCUUUUGGGUUUACUGGGACCAGGGACACCAGGACAGUGAGACCCGUGACACAGGAACUCACACUCACAGUUGGACCAAUAAGGCUGAGUUGAGGAUGGACCAGUUGAGGAGGAGGUCAACGGACAGUGCUUUUGACAGGCCAAAACCAAAGACCGCAGAGUCAGCGAGAGGUCACGAAGGACGUUCGGCCAGAGGAGCCUACGCCUGCUGGGCCCGAGACUGGACUGGACUCGAGGGGAUUCUUCCUGAAUUCGCACUGCAGGACUGUCUGCCUAGAGAUGCAACUGCAGUCAGACCGAAGUAAUCGAAGCAGGAUAUGAGAGCCGGUUGUUAGCCUGUAGUUGUUUAUCUCACACCGUUCCCUGGAAACUCUCAGCACCUUGGCAACGAGAUUGCCAAUUCCUCCAGGAUGUUAUUUGGUU
This is a messenger RNA of Clupea harengus (Atlantic herring), 5993 nucleotides long. RefSeq names its product sema domain, immunoglobulin domain (Ig), transmembrane domain (TM) and short cytoplasmic domain, (semaphorin) 4F (gene sema4f). Gene Ontology annotation, molecular function: chemorepellent activity; semaphorin receptor binding. The record is from RefSeq and is a predicted model, not a curated record. NCBI's taxonomy places the organism in Eukaryota, Metazoa, Chordata, Actinopteri, Clupeiformes, Clupeidae. Gene Ontology annotation, cellular component: plasma membrane. Gene Ontology annotation, biological process: semaphorin-plexin signaling pathway; positive regulation of cell migration; neural crest cell migration.